Messenger RNA from Bacillus rossius redtenbacheri, 5332 nucleotides. It is a transcript of the gene Irbp18, whose product is annotated as CCAAT/enhancer-binding protein gamma. Gene Ontology annotation, molecular function: DNA-binding transcription factor activity, RNA polymerase II-specific; RNA polymerase II cis-regulatory region sequence-specific DNA binding. The transcript has 5 exons. The coding region runs from base 260 to 685 and encodes 141 amino acids. Lineage: Eukaryota; Metazoa; Arthropoda; Insecta; Phasmatodea; Bacillidae. The record is from RefSeq and is a predicted model, not a curated record. Gene Ontology annotation, biological process: regulation of transcription by RNA polymerase II; DNA-templated transcription.
GCCAAGUCGAAGUAGAACGUGUAAUGUACACAGUAUUAUUAACAAACGUGGAUGUAACAAAGUUAUUUUUGUAUCAUGAGUUUUGUGUAGACCACACACUGAUCGCUCCGCGAAAAUGAUGGACUUUUUAGUAUUUAAAUUUUUUUCUUCUGAAUUCUACUCUUCACAUAUUUAAGUAAUAUAUUAUCUACAAUAGUAAUCAGAAUAUUCUGAUUUUAUAUAAGUGUAACAAUCUACAUUUUUAAAUAAAAGUUUUCUAAUGGCACCACUUGGGAAAGAAAAUAGUGGAGGGCAGAAGAAAGGGAGGCAGGGUAGACGCAAGAGUGACGACUACAGCAGCAGUGGCGAUGUGAACGGAGAGGACUAUCGACGGCGACGUGAGAAAAAUAAUCAAGCGGUGAAGCGGAGCCGUGUGAGGAGCAAGUUGCGCACACAGCAGACCCUGGCCAGAGUCAACCAGCUCAAGACUGAAAACGAAAAAUUGGAGGAGAAAAUUAAACUGCUGACGAAGGAGCUAGGUUUUCUCAAAGAUCUCUUCCUGGCGCAUGCAGGCUCCGCGCACGGCGUGAACCUCCAGAACGUGGAUCUGGAAGCGAUGCUGAAGGACGAACCCAUGGAUGAGGCACGCCUAGAGCUGCUGGAGGAAGGGAAGAGGAUGUGUUUCCCGGCUGAUCACUCGGACUAGGCGGACGCUAGUACCGGACACCACAGUUCAUUGUACUUCCAUCGUCACAAUUGUUUGAAACUAUUGGUUUGUUUUCUGCAGCAGCGAAAAUUCUCUUCAACAAUAGUAUUUCAAAUGUGAACAUGGUAAAGUGUAGACAACCAUGACCAGUUUCUGUGAAAUGUUUUGAUUUGUUUUCCAGUGCAAUCAGUCCAUUUGUCAGAAAUGAAUUAACAGCAUUGUAAACUAACACUACAAAUGAAAUACAUAGCAAGUAAAAAGUUGUGUGUUGGUUCGCUGACACACUUUGAGUAGUUGAACUUAUGAAUACAUAUUCUUUGCAACAGAGUAACCUGAUGUUUAAAAAGUGCACUAGAUAAUACAGUAUAUUAGAGAACAUUUGUUUUAGUGUCGUGCUGUUUCACAGUGUGGAUGUUUAAGAAGACUAAAACUAUAAACUUGUCCAUUCAAGAUUAGUUUGAGAGUAAUGUGUAAUAUCAUUAGUGGUAAUUUUAAUUGUGUGUGUGUGUGUUUUGUAUUGUGUGAGUUAGGACAAUGUCAAUUUUGCUUAAGUUUAUAGUAGUUUGAACAUUUGAAGUACCUAAACAAAUCCUGUGGAAACUACGUACAUCAUAGUGUUAGGUGAAUUUUGCAUACACUCCCAAGUAAUUACAUAUUAGUAUCUAGAUUUUUGACAUAUACUCCACUUUUAAGUGGGUUUCAGCUAUUUGUUUUUAGUAAAGUUUAAGCCUGCAGUACAUAUUUUUAUCAAAAAUAAUUUAGUUAAUCCAUGAAAACAGGAAUUUUUAGCUUCACAAGUGCUAUCUUUGUGUUAUACUGUCAGACUGUUUAUGGAUCGUAGGGUUUUUGGAAUUACUGGCAGGAAUGAAUGGUUUUGGAGUUUCAUAACUUUAUUUUGCCUCUCUUAGAUUCCUGCUGGUAUGCUUAUAAACACUAAUGCAAAGUUAUUAAAAAAAAUUGUAAUUUUUUUGUAGACAUUUUUUAACCUGUGUGUUAUUUUAUAUGAUCAAAGCAUUUUAAGUACAGUGUUAGACACUUUAUCAUUCUCGUUAAUUUUAACUAUUAUGUGUUUGAAAACCAGUAUUGUUGUUGGGGACGCUACUAGAACAUUACAAAAAAAAAUUUAAAGUUUAAAAUCAGCAAUUUUUUGAUCUUUAAUUUUUAUUAUUGCAUCAGUUCUAGUACUAUACUGUGCCAUUUUUUAACAAGCAAUUUUCCUGAUUAAUUAAACAUUUCACAUUAUAGUUUAGAGUUUAGAGAUAAUUUAUUUUAUAAAUUUUGUAAAUUUAAAUGUGUGAAAUAAAGUUACAAAUAAGUGUUAUUAAAUGAUGCCUUAAUUAAUACAAAAUACAUCUUGUUUACAAAGCAUCUACAUUGUCCUAAAAAAUGAAGCAAAUUUGCACAUAAAGCUUUUGUUAUUGUUUGUAAAUUUUCCUAUUUAAUACACGUGUAGUUAGUUGUUAUGCUUGAUUAAUGUGUUUGGACAGUUAAAUAACUAAAUAAUCAAUGUUUACUUAAAGUAAACUUGAUCAUAUUUUAAUAGGUUGCCUUAAGGCUGUGGUUUAAACUAUGCACAGAAUGUGACGACACAGUAAUGUAACACGUAACCAAUGCAAGAAAAUCACAGUCAUUUAUGAAUCAUGAAAGUCGCAAGACAUCACCAACCCGACAACCUGAAAUCAUUAAACAGUAGAAAAUUUAUUUGUUAUUCGGGCUUUCUUUGUUAAUUCAUGUUAUAUCAUCAAAACAUCUGAAAUUUUCAAUAACUAAUAAUUUAAUUUAAAGGUGUUAUUUUCUUUUACUGUGCAAAAAUUUGACAAGAGAAAACAUCAUGUGUAAAAUAAAAACAAAAUCAUUGUGGCCUUCUAUGUACAUAAUGUCUGUCUCUUUAAAAGUUUUCAGAACACUACACUUAAAAUAUGGAAGGCCUAAAUUCGAGUCUAAAUGCAAGAAGUUGAAAGUUGAAAGAUAUUGGGAGUUCAUGUAGUUUAUAAAUGAUUAUAUGGAAACGUUAUUGAACCUUUUUUGUCUUGCAUUUCUUGCAUAGUUUAUAAACCCGGCAUAAGUGCCAAAAUAAUGGUCUUGUCAGGUUUGUGUAAAUUAAGUUUAUCUGCAUAGAUUUAUUUAUCAUUUCUUCGUAACCCGUUGAGAGAUAAUUUAUAGACCUUAAGGACCUUACGUGGUGAGGUCGACCAGAGAUGGUUUAAAGCUCUUUUAAAGUUUUUAUUUUGUAUAAAUAUGAAGCCUUUUUUGUGAGUGUUAAACCCUAAUUGUAACUUAAAGUUAUUUUUACAAGUUUGAAGACAAAGGAAGUUGUUAUAAAUUUUUUUGUAACACUUAAUAGCUGAAUGUAUCAGUUUUACAAUCGGAAGUUUUGUUUCGUAGGCUUAUUUGGUGCACUAAGAGCGGUAUUCCAAGACAUUCGGGUAUGGUAGCAAAUAAGCACUGCCUUGUUGGGAUACAACCAUAACCUAACUCACAGACAGUAUUCCAGAACGUGUCCAAACCUAAUCUCUGUUAGGUAGUGAAAAAGCAAAAGUUUUAAUAAACUGUGCCCUGCAAGAGGCAAAAACUGAUUUCAAUGCAUUCUAGCAGAGGUUUGGGAACUUUUGAUAAAUUUUUUACAUCAAAAAUCCUACAUAUAGCAUCACUGUCACACAAAUUAAAUAGUUUAAUUAAAUUUUCUCAAGUAGUUUUAUUGUUGUGAUUAUUAGUUUUUAUGACAAUUCAAAAUGUGUUUCAGGAUAAUUGUGCUAUUAUAAAGUUUCAUUUGGCACACCAACAUGCUUGAUACGUCUCUUGAUAUCACAAAAAUGACUAUGACUAUAUACGAGUUAAUGGUGACAGAUGGGGUUCAACCAUCUAGAAAAAAUCAAGGAAAAGGUGAGCUCUGCGCAUGCGUGGAAUUUAGGCAACAGAACAGCAAUGAAUAUGAAACCAAAAUCCGUUCCUUAAAAAUAAGGGACUGGCUGUGUCCUAUCGUGCACUAGGAAUACAGUUAAGAUACAGUUGUAGCAUAUUUGACACCUAAACCCUUAUUUUUGUGUCUUGGAAUACCGGCUUAAGUAAAGAAUUACAUGAGGUAGUAGUAAUGAAAUUUCCUCCUGUAAGUAAACACAGCCAAAGUGUUUUUCAUUAUGCAAUGUGAUACCAAAGGUACCUAUUUACGAAAAGUAAGAAAGUUAGUUAAGUUAGAGUAAAACGUUUACUCUGCUCAUUCUAAAACUGAUCGAUUUUGGUUAUUUGCAUGCACAGUGGUUUCUUGCGUUUGAAAAUCCUACCGGGUCACCAUUUUACAAAUUUUAAUAGUUUCCAAGCAUUAAAAAACAUACAGGUAAACCUGCAGUGAUCAGGUAAGCAAGGUCAUGUGUCAGAGUGAACCUAGUUAACUUUACCCUAACACUUUACGUAAAUGCCUCAAGUUUAUUAUUUUUCGUACACAAAAUGAUCAAGUUACAGGUUGAACUGGAAAAAUCAUGCAAAAUAGUUACCACCCAAAUAUAGUGCAGGACAAACUACUAGUGAGGAACAUGAGGGGUAUGUGGGAUGGAGGUUAAGUAGGGGAAAGGAAUUUUUAUAGUAGAGCCUGGCCAAGAAGGUUGAAAAAUUGAUCAUGAAGUACUUAAUGAGCGAUAGGUAAAUAGAAAUACCAGCGUCAAUACAAUGAUGAUGAUUUCAGAACAGUUUGUGUGUAACAGGGCCAUGCCGAGUCAGCACUUAGAGAGUACUUUGUCUAAUUCAAAUUUAACAUUUAAUUGUUAAAAUCACUGUUCAUAAACAUAUUUCAAAGAUUUCACAGAAAAUUUUAGUAAACAGAACUUUUAAAAUACAAGAACCAGUUUAGCCAUCUCUCGAAAACAAAAUUAUGACACAAUUCAGUAACGCUGUGCGCACGACGUGAUGAAAACAAAAAAAAAUAUUUGUAAUCUGGAAUUCUGUCGCAUCCACCAUUUUUGUCACUUUGAUAUCAGAUGCAUCGAACAUGAUUGGUUAGAAAUCUUUGUGUUGCUGCUGUUGCACUAUUGUAAUUCCAGCAUAAUUGGUUGUUUUGUGUUAGUUUGAGAUGCUAGUCUAGUAAAACGAGAUGGUUCAAACAGCAAAUUGGCAUUUGUAGUUGAGUCAUUGAGCUGUAUUGGAUUUUAAAUGCAAGCAUUUUUUUUCUUGUGUGCAUUCUACCCUUAAUAUAUAAUGUAUUAUAUAUAAUAUAUGGAUAUAUAAUAUGUGAAUAUAUUAUACAUAUAUGAAUAUAUAAUAUAAUGUAAAACGCACCUAUUUGCUUACUAUUAGUGUAACCGUCAACUGCUGAUGGACAAAUUUGGCAACUCAACUGUAAUGUGCAAAAAAUAACUUACCCAGGUUUGUGUUUAGAAUAGAUUACAAUUUCUAACAUAAAGUUCUUAGCUUUGCUUAAGAUUCAUCCAGAUUUCAAAAUUGAGUGUUUGUUAUGAAAGAAAUUGUCGGUGUGUAUAGUUUACUUUGUAGUUCUUACAUUAUGUAUGUUAUGUUCGUGUUGUAGUCGAAUGAUUGAUGUUGUUUGUUACUGUGAACCAGUUAAAUAUUUCUUUGAAAUGUUAAUGGAUUGUAAGUUAAGAUGUAAAUAAAUUAUUAGUGUUUUUAUGGAAUAAUAAGUAUUGAAAUUUUUCUACA